Ilex paraguariensis (yerba mate) is the source of this 918-nucleotide messenger RNA. The record is from the annotation of a GenBank genome assembly. NCBI's taxonomy places the organism in Eukaryota, Viridiplantae, Streptophyta, Magnoliopsida, Aquifoliales, Aquifoliaceae.
AUGUAUGUGUUUUUUUCCCUUCUCUUUACCCUGUACUUCACUUCCACCUUCACCAAUGCAGCAACAUUUGAUAUCACAAACCGAUGUCCCUACACCGUCUGGGCAGCUGCCUCCCCCGGUGGAGGCAGGCGACUCGACCAAGGCCAGACCUGGAACAUCAAUGUGAACCCUGGCACGAUCCAGGCUCGUAUUUGGGGCCGAACCAAUUGCAACUUUGAUGCUAAUGGCCAAGGCAAAUGCGAUACCGGUGACUGUGGUCGCCUUGAAUGCCAAGGCUAUGGCUCACCCCCAAACACCUUAGCUGAAUUUGCCUUAAACCAACCUAACAACUUGGACUAUGUCGUCUCAAAAAUCUCAUCUCUUAAAUCUUUCAAUUACAUGUUUUCGACCACUUUUGAUGUCCGAAACAACUGUCCCUACACAGUUUGGGCAGCAGCCGUGCCCGGUGGCGGCCAGAGGCUUGACAAAGGCCAAACAUGGCAAAUCAACGUCCCUGCCGGCACGAAACAAGCCCGUAUCUGGCCUCGAACCAACUGCAACUUCGACGGGGCCGGUCGGGGCAGCUGUCAAACCGGUGACUGCAAUGGCCUCCUACAAUGCCAAGGUUUUGGUGUACCACCAAACACAUUGGCUGAGUAUGCCUUGAAUCAAUUCAAUAACCUAGACUUCUUCGACAUAUCGCUAGUUGACGGGUUCAACGUUCCACUCGAAUUUAGCCCUACCUCCGGUGGGUGCAAAGGCAUCCGGUGCACCGCCGAUAUCAACGGGCAGUGUCCGAAUGAGCUAAAGGCUCCCGGCGGGUGUAAUAACCCUUGUACUGUGUUCAAGACCGAUCAGUAUUGUUGCAACUCCGGCAACUGUGGACCCACCGACNCCGGUGCACCGCCGAUAUCAACGGGCAGUGUCCGAAUGAGCUAA